Messenger RNA from Phlebotomus argentipes, 2792 nucleotides. RefSeq names its product RNA-binding protein 24-like. Gene Ontology annotation, cellular component: cytosol. Gene Ontology annotation, molecular function: RNA binding. NCBI's taxonomy places the organism in Eukaryota, Metazoa, Arthropoda, Insecta, Diptera, Psychodidae. The record is from RefSeq and is a predicted model, not a curated record. The transcript is spliced from 7 exons. Bases 505 to 1425 code for a protein of 306 amino acids.
GUUCAGUUGUGUUUUGACCGUCGAUCCGUUGACAUCACGCAGAGGCAUCGUGCUGAAGCCCGAGGGUGACUCUCCUAUUUAUUGCCCAAGUUGCGUCUCUGUGUGCGUGUGAAGAAAGGAAGAGAGACCGAGAAAGAAUUGAGGGACGCACAAAUCCUCGUUACUUUGUUGUGUUGGCCCGUAACAUCUUCUGGGGAGCCAGAAAAGUGUGAUUUUUUCCUCUUUCCUCCUAUACUGUGUUUUGAAACAACUGCGUGUGUGUGGAAGAUAUCACAAAUGGUGUGAGGCGAGGAACAAGAGAAUUUUGUGUGGAUCGUCAGAAUAGCGCGCGUAUUUUUUCCCCGUGAAAGAAGAAAGAAGUUGGUGUGUGAGGAAAAAAGUGACACAGUGACUCUCUUUUCACAAUAAUACAAAUCUUCUGGGGAGUAGCAGAAUUGGAAAAACAUCUCAGGGCGCGGGCGUCUGGAGUGACAAGUGACCAAAAUAGCCGCCAUUCAUCCCAGAAUGCUGAUGCCUGGAGCCCCAGAAGCCGACGCCGCUACAUUGGCCGCUCUGGCGGCCAAUUCCCAGGCCGCCGCGCUGGUGGCGUCCUCGACUCCAGGAGGCGCUGGCCUGGCUCCUCCUGGCUCCGCUGUAGCGGCCGCCGCGGCCGCCCUGUCGGCGCCCAAUGUCCAGCAGAAGGACACCACGUGGACGAAGCUCUUCGUCGGCGGUCUGCCUUAUCACACCACGGACAAGAGCCUGAGGGAGCACUUCUCCGUCUACGGGGAAAUUGAGGAAGCUGUCGUGAUCACGGACAGACAGACCAACAAGAGCAGAGGCUAUGGAUUUGUGAUAAUGGGUGAUCGAGGGAGCGCCGAGAGGGCGUGCAAAGAUCCAAAUCCCAUCAUUGAUGGUCGCAAGGCAAAUGUGAAUUUGGCCAUUCUUGGUGCCAAACCGCGUGGCAAUCUAGCACCAGGUGAGUUGUCCACUGCAUCAUUUGGAGGAUUUCCCUUCACUGCAGGACUUCGGGCAGGAUAUCCGGUGCUCCAGAAUCAAUUUGGGGUUCCGCCGUCUUACGUCUACGGGGCGCCGUACUUGGGCACCAGUGCCACGACUGCCGGACUAAUGCCACUUCCGGCCACGCAGCUGUCCCACGCGGCCGCCAUUGCAGCCGCCACUAGUCAGUUCUAUGAGUACCAAAACGCGGUUGCUGCCGCCGCGGCCGCUCCGUAUCCAAGUCAGUACACGGGAUUCGAGGCGUAUCCGUAUUCUGGAACUGCUGCAGCCAAUGCAGCCGCCGCCGGAUACAUUGCUCCCUACACUUAUGCCACAUUGCCACAGACAGGCGCCGCUGCAGCUGCUGCGGCGGCUGGAGGCUUUCCCGGACUAGCACCAUACCAGGGUGCUGGCCAGACGUCUCUGCAGGAGGCGCGACUUCAAUGAUUUCUGGCCCCCAAGCUCCUGGCGCCGCUCAAUAAUGAAAUUUACCAAAAAAGCACUUGAAGGCGAAUUCAUGCUCGAAAUUCGCCAAUUUACGCCAAUAAAAGGGAUUCAAUGUGAAAGGGAGGAGAGUAUAUUUUGAUGAGAGAUCACGAGGAUAGAGGAGUACUGAUUUCUAAGCAAAUAACAUAUGCUACAAAAUAUUUUAGUUACUAUUAUAUUCACUAUCGUAGUAGAGAGAAUAUGUAAUUUAUUACCAAAAGAGAAUCAUAGUUUAAUUAUCUCAGUAGUUUUUUAAGGGAGAAAAUACCAUGGAAGAAGGAGAAGAUCUUAGAGUUACGAGUAAUAAACAUGUUAGUGAUAUAGAAAUUCUAUCUUAUCUUUUAUUUAUAGACACACCGACAGACAUUUUAACGGAGGAAAGUAUAUAUAUAUAAAAUUGGUAUUCCUUUGCACAUGGCAAGAUGGCUGAGAAGUAACUCUGAAAAACUUGUUCAGUGUCAUGCAGAUUUAUUGUCAAAUUCAAAAUGAAAAAAAAAGAAUACAAUAGAGUAAAUUUUGUGGGAUUGAAGGUGAUUAAUCCGUGGUUUUGCAGAUGGCUAACCUGCAGAGUCGCUGAGAAGUCGCGCAUUAUAUUUUUAAAAAGAUAUAUAGUUCUUUAUUAAUCUAGUCAAACGUCUUUUCUAGAUUAUUUAUUUUUAUGGCAAGUCAUACAUUUGUAAAUGUACGACUUAAACCUAACAACAUCACAGUAGAGUUACAAGAAAAAAAAACGACUGAAUUCGAGUGACAAUUUCUAACACUUUGUUUUCAAGGCAAAUUACGGACAAUAGAUUCCGUCCUGAUGGAAGAGACCUUUUCUAAUGUUUUUUGCAGUACUUAAAAGGGAAGAAACAGAGAAAAUUCAUUACGGGAGAAGACAGAGAUGAAUUAGUUUUUAAGGAAAAGCAUAAGGAAUAAACAUGAUGAAAACAAGAAACAGAGAAAAAAAACCCUUCUAUUUUAUUGAAAAAGAAAAGAAAUACAAUAAAUGAAAAAAACAAUGAUGAAUAUUCUCUAGAGAUAUUAUAUUUGUUAAGUUAAUAAUUUAUUUAGAUGGAAGAAUGCAUGAAAAACAAUCAUAUCACUUAAGAUUGAGAUGAAUCUCUCAAGCGAGAUCGCGAUGAUUAGUUACUUAACAAUAUUUGACAAAGUGAAGAGAAAAUGCAGAAGCGGGAAAGGAAAAGAAAAAAACUAUGAAUUAUUGAGAAGCGUAAAUUUUACUAUUAAGAUUCUUUAGUAAUCCAAAAUACUGUAUGGAAGUGAGAGGAAGUGAAGUUCGCUCGAAGAGAAGAAAAUAAAGAAAUUAUUAAAAAUAGGAAAGAAAAGUG